This is a messenger RNA of Parnassius mnemosyne (clouded apollo), 507 nucleotides long. The record is from the annotation of a GenBank genome assembly. Lineage: Eukaryota; Metazoa; Arthropoda; Insecta; Lepidoptera; Papilionidae.
AUGUCAAAAACAAUGCUUGUUUGCGUUCUAGUGUUACUAACAUUUUCCUUUAUAAAAUGCAAAAAACCAAAACCAAACGUUGCUACAACAAAAGAUAUUUCAUCUACCACUACUGUGACUCCAACGUCUAAAGAGCAGGAUGAAAGAAAUAUUAUAUAUAUGACGGACAUUAUGAAGGACUGUAACGAGACCUUUCGAAUAGAAAUGUCGUAUCUAGAGCAGCUGAACAACAGUGGAAGUUUUCCCGAUGAAACUGACCGAACACCUAAGUGCUACAUUCGAUGCGUGCUGGAGACGAGCGGUGUCGCUACAGAAGACGGUCAAUUCGACCCUGCUCUGGCGGCUCUUUUAGUUGCAGAUGUUAGAGGCGGUGGCGACACAAAUGAACUUGAAGAGUUUGCAACUAGGUGUUCGGAGAGAAAAGAAACUUGUAAAUGCGAGAGGUCAUACCAAUUCAUCAAGUGUUUAAUGGAAAAGGAAGUAGAAAAGUUUGAGAAAUCCAAAUAG